AUGGAUGAACCCUUUCUGUCUAAGCCAACGGAGACUAUUACUUCCCUGGAGGUGGAGAGUACGGCCGAUACAGACACUCAGUCGUCUAGUCCAAGAGGUGGCACAGCCGUUAAAGGCUGGUUCCAGGGUCAUGCAUUUAUCAAAAAGAAUCUUCACAAACCCGCAACUUGCCAUCAUUGUUGUGACCUACUUUGGGGCAUACUUGGAACCACUGGGAUGAUAUGUGAAAUCUGCAAUUUCCUUGCGCACGAGAAAUGCAUCCGUCAAGUCGUCUCUCCUUGCACCUGCAUAAUCCCAUUUCUGAUUCAGGAUCCCAUGGCUCAUUGCUGGUCAGAUGUUGGUCAUUUUAAACGGAAAUUCUGCAACGUCUGUCGGAAACGCUUGGAUGACUUACUGUCUGUCAGAUGCGAGAGUAAGUGCCACAGUUCAUUGCUCUUCUACGUUCCUUUCUAG
Molecule: messenger RNA, 453 nt
Organism: Hydatigera taeniaeformis
Lineage: Eukaryota; Metazoa; Platyhelminthes; Cestoda; Cyclophyllidea; Taeniidae
Source: the annotation of a GenBank genome assembly